This is a messenger RNA of Formica exsecta, 754 nucleotides long. RefSeq lists its product as uncharacterized. Lineage: Eukaryota; Metazoa; Arthropoda; Insecta; Hymenoptera; Formicidae. The transcript has 5 exons. The coding region runs from base 1 to 648 and encodes 215 amino acids. The record is from RefSeq and is a predicted model, not a curated record.
AUGCGCCGCUAUUGCAGCGAGUCUACUGUAUUCUCAGUCAUAAGAUUAAAGAUUCAAAUGGCGAAAAAGGUAUUUCUGUUCAUCUUUCUUGUAUUAUAUCGUUGGAAAGAUGGGAGUUUCGCUUCCAGACAGAGAAGACAGUUGUUAUAUCCACCGCCGAUUGUCUAUCCAUAUGGAGGAACAUUCAAGCUCAUCGUGGGAUAUGCAGUGCCUGUAGAACUCGCGGGCAGAACUUUGGUUUACGGGCAAAAUUUUCAGUUCCAAUAUCUCUUGCCGCAAAACGCGACGUUCUUCACGGAGUUCUUCAAAAAUUCGUCACGACGACGUCGCGAAAGUGUUAACUGGGACGAAAGGAUCACUGUCUACAGGCUCUUAGAAGAGGGACUUCAGAGAAAAGGAAUAGAUGGAAAAGAAUGCAUGAAAAAAAGCAUAUGCGAAGCAGCGAUGGCGCCUUUAAAAGACGAAGGACUCGUGGGAGAAUUAUUGCAUCUCUUGCUCACUCCUCAACAAGGAAAUAAUUCAUCCGUAGAUUCCGAAUACUUAGAGGCGCUAGAAUUUGGACAAAAAAAUUAUGAUUGUUCGUUAAUCUACGAAUCGUGUUUGUCUGGUCAAGGAAUUCUGGAUCAAAUCUCAAAAGUAAUAUCAUAGAAAAUUGUUAUAUAAACGCAAAAGCAAGCUCUACAAAUUAACUAAUCUAAGUUUGAAAUAAGCAUUGAUUUAUUAAUAGAAUUGUAAUUUUACUCUAUUGUAAGAA